GCCCCUUCCCGCGUUGCGACGCCAGCCGCAUCGGGAACGCCGCACAACUGAGGCGCGCGGUGGGAGCUGAGUGCCUUCGUGGAGGAACGCGAAGCGACAAUGAGUGAUCCGUGGAGUCAGUAACGGCACAGCCAGGAAGACCAGAUUCCCAAAGGAUCAAGGCCGAAGUUCGUACUCUGGAAAAAGGUGAUAUGAGAAAUGAAGCCAACAGGUACAGACCCAAGGAUCUUAUCUCUAGCUGCUGAAGUUGCAAAAAGUCCUGAGCAGAGUGUCCCUGUUAUACUGUUGAAGUUAAAAGAAAUAUUGAACAAUACACCUUUAGGAAGCUCAGAGUUGAAGAAAAUCAAACAAGAUAUAUAUUGUUAUGACCUCGUUCAGUAUUGCCUCUUGGUCCUCAGUCAAGAUUGUUCUCGAAUCCAGGGCGGUUGGACUACAAUUUCUCAGCUUACACAGAUAUUAAGCCACUGCUGUGUGGGCUUAGAGCCAGGAGAAGAUGCAGAGGAAUUUUACAAUGAAUUACUUCCAUCAGCUGCAGAAAGUUUUCUGAUUUUGGGGAGGCAAUUGCAAACGUGUUUCAUCAAUGAAGCUAAGGGUGAAGAAAAAGAUAAAUUACUACACUUUUUCCAAAUUGUGACAGAUUCUCUCUUCUGGCUAUUGGGAGGCCAUGUUCAACUUAUCCAACAUGUGCUACAAAGUGAUCAUUUCUUACUCUUACUGCAAACUGAUAAUGUUCAAAUAGGAUCCACAGUCAUGACAAUGGUACAGAACAUACUACAAAUCAACAGUGGUGAUUUACUCAGAAUAGAAGUGAAAACCCUGCAUUCAAUUUUGGAUGAAGUUAUUUACAAGCUUUUAUCAACUCCUAGUCCAGUCCUAAGAAGUACUGCUACAAAGCUCCUACUAUUCAUGGCAGAAUCCCAUCAGGAAAUUUUGAUUUUACUGAGAAUAAGUGCCUGCUACAAAGGACUCAGAAAUCUACUAAAUAAACAAGAGCCUGGGACAGAGUUUAGUCAAGAACUUAGACAGCUCAUUGGCCUUUUAAGCCCAAAGGUCUAUCAUGGAGUAGAAGAGCAGAAACUACAUCAAGCAGCUUGCUUGAUUCAAGCUUAUUGGAAGGGUUUCCAAACUAGAAAGAGAUUAAAGAAGCUUCCAUCUGCUGUCAUUACUUUGCAGAGGAGUUUCAGAUCUAAACGAGCAAAGAUAUUACUGAAGCUAAAUAGGCAGAAGGAAGAAGAGAACCACAGAUUACAACUGAAACUUCAAAGACAGAGAGCCAUGAGACUUUCCCGAGAAUUACGGCUGAGUAUGCUCGAAAUAGUUCAUCCAGGUCAGGUGGAAAAACAUAAUCGGGAAAUAGAAGAGAAAUCAGCAUUGAUUAUCCAGAAACAUUGGAGAGGGUACAGGGAAAGGAAAAAUUUUCGCCAACAGAGGCCAUCACUCACGGAGUAUAAAGCAGCUGUCACACUUCAGAGAGCAACUCUUAAAUUCCUAGAAAAGUGCCGUAAGAAAAAGAAACUAUUUGCUCCUUGGCAAGGACUCAGAGAACUCACUGAUGCACGCAGAGUUGAACUUAAGCAACAAGUGGAUGACUAUGUCAUAAGACAUCCAAGCUCUCAGAUGUCAGAUGUGACCAGCAAGGAGCUCCAUUCCCAAGCUCAAGAACAACUGCAACACUAUUUCAUGGGCAGGGCCCUAGAAGAGAGAGCCCAGCAGCACAGGGAGGCUCUGAUGGCUCAGAUCAGCACCAACAUUGAACAGCUAAUGAAAGCACCAAGUCUGAAGGAGGCAGAAGGGAAAGAGCCUGAGCUCUUCCUAAGUAGAUCCAGGCCUGUGGCGGCCAAGGCCAAGCAGGCCCAUCUCACCACUCUGAAGCAUAUACAAGCACCCUGGUGGAAGAAGCUCGGGGAAGAAGCAGGGGAUGAGACUGAUGUCCCAAAAGAUGAGCUUAGUGUAGAAUUAGGCACUUUAUUCAUUGGUGGAACCAAACCGCCUUAAGGAAUUACCUUGAAACAAAUCCUGUAUUUCAGGAGAUUGUUAUUGGUUCUGUCUCUGGCAUGCUAGUAGACUAGAACUAUCCUAACUCAUGGUUUUACAGAGGUUCCUCUCCAAACAAAACUACAGGCAGUAAGCAAAGAGUUAUCUUCUACCUCUAUCUCAAUUCUGUUUUUUGUUUUUCCAUACCUCCAUCCCUGGUCACACACAGAUUGGUGUGGCAUGUAUUGUGGAAGUAAAUUCAGCACGACAUUCCACUGCUUAUAUUAAAUGUGAUAUUUCUUUUUUUGUUUCUGCUGUUUUCCAACUAAAGUAUUUUCUAAAUAAAUAUUUUCAACAAUUGUUCUGAAAAACUUGCCAGAAUUAUCUGAACUUUUCACAUUUAUUAGAAUUUCUAUUUUUCUAUUAAUAUAGGAAGUAUGCUCUUGGCCUUUAUUUAAAGGAAGGAAAAGAAAUGGUCAUCUAACUAUUUUCAAAUGGACAUCUAUUUUCUACAUAACAGUGUUUGAACUCAAUUUCUAUCUUGUUAUUUCUAAAAGAAACUACAUUUAAAAAAAUCUUCAUGGGAUUCAGAGCAAGAAAAAUUUCUCCAGAUAAAAUUGCUUUUUUUUUUUUUCUAUGAGAACUAUAUAACCCACUAUUUCCCUUUUUGUCUCCUAGGACUUUCACAGUUGAAUAUGUUUCAUUUCUGUUACAAUUCUAGGUACCUAUGUGAUCAUUUGGUUCCAACAUAAUUUCUGAUUUUCCUACUUAUCUUUGUGUUUUAAUAGUAGAAAUCACCACUAUUUGUGUUUGUAACAAUAUAGAAUUUAAGUUAAAAUUAAUUAAUAACCAUGGACUCCAUAGUAUAAGGAAUCUGGAGUGUGCUUUCUAUAUAAAUAAUUGGAAAUACCAGUAUUUAUGGAUGGGAAGACCAAAUAGUAUAAUGUCCAGUACUCUAAAGUUGAGUUUAGUAAAUUCUAGUCAAAAUCCUAAUGUAAUUUCUAUUUAAAUUGGAAAACAAAUGUAUAAAAUUCAUCUGUAAGAAUAAGCAAAUGAGAGUUCUGGUUUCAUUUAGAAUGUAGAAAGCUACAUGAGACUGUCAAUCCUACCUUAACAAAAAGAAAUGCCAGGUAAUCUACAUGAAUAAUUUUUCUUGAGCCUAUCAGAUAUUUGAAGCCUCAAGACACCCAAGUAAAUUGAGAUAGGACUCAAUAUCUGUGAAAUGAACUAUUUCAUCUUUAGUAGAGCAUAGGACAUAAAAGUUAGCUGCAUAAGAAGUCAACUAAAAUUUUAACAAAUUCUUAAAGGCCAAGUGUAAGGUAGCGUGUCAGUUUAGCAUAUCUAGGAACCAAAGACAGGAGAAUUUAGACCUCUACCAAAUAAAAGAAAGUUUGGGAGCAGGGCAGGAUGCACUGAAGAGAUGCACUUAGUGAAGUGAUAGGCUGCUACUGAGUGACAUGCCCAAAGCCCCACCCACUUUCCGAAACCAUCCUUUAAAAGCCUUACAGUUGCUAGAGCAGUGGCAGCAAGCCCUCUUAGCUCCAAGGCUCACACAAAAUUCCAAUGCAUGUAUGGAAGGAAUAGAAACAAAGCCUACCUGUCCCUGGGGGCAUGAUAAGAAACACUCUAGCCCCAGACACAAAUAGAGAUUCAGUGUUGCUAAGGGAGGGACAGAAACUCUCCACUCCUGGGAGAGGGUCAGGAAAUCAUCUUGGGCCCAGAAAUCCUACACUAAGUAAAGCAGAAAUCUGCUAAUAAUGGGUCUUUCUGCUAAAGACCAACCGCAGAUAUGAGGCAGUUUGACUGCCCUGGGGUAGACGGGUGGGAACCCUGAGAAAGCCCCACCCCAAUCCUAGGAAGAAGAGACCUGGCCUAAAAUUUAGGCUGAAUCACACGUCGCAAUGACUAGCCUAGCACCAGGUAAGCAAUAGCAGUUUACCGCUAGGGAAAAGUACAUGGAGAGAGACCUCUGUGGCAAAAGCAUACAGGAUGGCUAAAAGUGGAAGGUGGAGCAGGAACACAGACAAGCUUUCCCGACUCCACUCUAAGCACAAGGUAACAGCAGCUAAAAAAUAAAAGAACUUGAAGCCUAUGGUGCAGUGAAGAUAAAAACCAAACCCAGCUAAACCAACUAGUUUAACUCAACC
Molecule: messenger RNA, 4121 nt
Organism: Hipposideros armiger (great roundleaf bat)
Lineage: Eukaryota; Metazoa; Chordata; Mammalia; Chiroptera; Hipposideridae
Gene: IQCB1
Product: IQ motif containing B1
Exons: 15
Coding region: 199-1995 (598 amino acids)
Biological process (GO): cilium assembly
Cellular component (GO): cilium
Molecular function (GO): calmodulin binding
Source: RefSeq, a predicted model, not a curated record